AUGAUGGCAUCCGCUGCAGCUCGACCAAAGGUGAAACGCAUGCAAGACGCGGCUGAAGGUCCCCCAAAAUUACGGGGGGAGUCAACUGAAAAACAAGUCAAGCCUCUACCCAGCCCCCACACAAAGCAUGCAGCUAGCUCUAGUCAAGCACCUCUGCAAUCGCUGAAACAAUCGGCAUUUCCAAUACCCGGCGAGCAGAGAGAGCAGAGACAACAGCCGCAAGGACUAGGCAAUCAACAAGCAGUGCCGUCAGGCUCGCGGAUGGCAGGGCUCGCUCAGAGAUCUAUGGAACAGGCCGGGAAUCUUAUGCAAAAAGUCGAUGCCGGCAAGGUUAGCCAAGGAGUCAAACAGGUUACGGAGAAGACCCCGACUAGCGAUGCCUCCGGUGCCGACAAAGUCAGCAAAGAAGUCCAGGAUUUGUCUUCCUUGGAUGGGCUAGAAGUGAGCGAAGGAGGGAUGAUACUUGACGAGAGUGGGCAGGCCGUCGGUCAAGUCGUCGAGGGUGAUCCCGAGGAUCUUGUUGGUUGGACUGUUUCAGCAAAUGGCGAGAUUCUGGAUGAUGAUGGAGACGUGAUUGGCUAUGUUGACCUCAUCCGGGGUGGAACAACAGAGACCACGGAUGCAAAGGGCUUGUCGAAAACGAUGCUACAGAAUUUGAAAGACCUCCCGAUUGAUGCGGCGGGUAUGAUUAAGGACGAAACUGGCCGGCUGAUAGGUCAAGUCGUAGAGGGCAAGCCUGACCUUGUUGCGGGUAUGGUACCCAAUGAGAAAGGCGAGGUCCUGGAUGACGAGGGAGAAUUGAUCGGUCGCGUUGAUGUGGCGUCAGUAUCACCAGAGAAAGCAAGCGAAGCGGUAGAGCAGCCUAAGCCAGAAACCGGUCUUUCGGAUAUCUCGGUCCUCAAAGGCAGAGAGCUCAACGAAGAAGGGAAGAUUGUGUCCGAUGCUGGCGACGUAAUUGGUCAGCUUACCGAGGGCCAGGAUGCCAAAAAGCUUGCAGGAAAACCCGUUGACGCACAGGGACAAGUCAUCGAUGACUACAAGAAUGUCCUUGGAAAAGUCGAACUUGUUCCAGGUGAGGCCUCGGAUGCUGCAAUACAAAGGCUCGGGGAGCAGGGAGAGCAGGUACAAGAGCCCGUGGAUGAGGUUUCCAGAAAAUUGCCUGAUAUAUCUACCCUUCAAGGCCUGGCUUGUAAUAAAUUAGGGACUAUCAUAGCCGAGAACGGCGCUGCCGUCGGUGAGGUUAUUGAGGGGGACCCCAAAAGUCUAUGGAAGCAAGGCUUCCAGCUUGACAGUCAGGGUCAGUUCUGGGAUCACCAAGGAAACAUUGUUGGCAAAGCCCAGCCAAUCCCUCUGGAGGAAGAGCCCGCGGGGAUCUUUUCGGGUCUUGGGGAAAUAUGCGUGGCGGAGGGCGGCUGGAUCCAGGAUGAGAACGGAAAUCGGGUGGGCAAACUUGUUGACGGAGACCCGAAAAAGCUCGUUGGCCAUGUCGUUGACGAUGAUGGCGAUAUCGUGGAUAAACGAGGCAAUGUGAUCGGCCACGUGGAGCCGUGGGAAGAGCCAGAGCCAGAGGAGAUGGUUGAUUUCUCUACGAUUGAAAGUCUCAGCCCCAACAAGAUGGGAAAUGUCAUAGGCCAACAGCAGGUUCCAAUUGCCCGCGUGGUCGAAGGGGACCUCAAAGAGGUCGCUGGUCGACCAAUUGACCGAAAUGGCAAGAUCUGGAACGACAAAGGAGAAGUGAUUGGACGAGUGGAAUACAUCCCUGACUGGGAGGUUGAGGAAAUGGGGAUCUUCAGCGGGCUCGGAGUGCUUGUCGUGGAUGGCUCGGGCUUUGUAAGAGAUGAAGAUGAAAAUAUCGUGGGCAAGAUCGUCGAAGGCGAUCCUAAAUCACUGCGUGGUAAAGCUGUGGACGAUGAUGGUGAGAUUCUGGAUAAAUAUGGCAACGUGAAAGGCCGCGCAGAGAGAUACGAGCCACCAGAAGAGGAAGAGGAAGAGCCUGACUUGUCUUUACUCGAGGGCAUGAAGGUGAAUAAGCUGGGCAACGUUGUCGAUAGCCAAGGUACUGUCUUUGGACGCGUUGUCGACGGGAAUCCUAAGAAGUUGGUGGGAAAAACGGUCGACGCCAACGGUCAGAUCUGGAGUGAUGCUGGCAAGGUUAUAGGGCAGGCCGAGUGUAUCCCCGACACUGAUCGCGAAAGACCAGAGGGAGCCUUCUCCGGGUUGGAAGGGCUCACCCUGGACAAGGACGGCCGGGUGAUUGAACAAAGCGGCCAGGUUGUUGGAAGGCUACUGGAUGGCGAUCCGCAGAGGCUCAGAGGACGAGCUGUAGACGAGGAUGGAGAAAUCGUCGAUAAAUUAGGAAACGUGAUAGGACGCGCUGAGCGCUGGGAACCGGAAGACGUUCCACGGGAAAUUAGUCCCAUGGCGGGUCGUAAAGUCAACAAGGAGGGCGAAGUCCGUGAUGCAGAUGGGAAUCUCAUCGGCAAAGUGACCGAGGGUAAUCUAUCCAGGCUUGUGGGAAAGACAAUUGACGACAACGGCUAUAUCCUGGACAAUGAUGGUAACAAGCUGGGCGAGUGCACCUUGAUCGAAAACCUAUCCCCCGAGCUCUCUCCGGAGGAUGUUGAGAAGCAACAACAAGAGAUGGAGGAUAAGAGAUUGGCGAAGAAAAUGUCUGCCAUUGUGCAACAAACGUUGGAUACAGUCGGGCCUCUUUGCACGCAGAUCACCCAGCAUAUUGAAAAAGCCCAUAAUACGCCAAAGGAGGAACUCGAUGAGGAGAAGUUGGUCAACGAGGUCAAACCACUGAUUGAAAAGGCGGGUGAUGGACUACAAGAAUGCAAGGGCGCUCUGAGGGCUCUGGAUCCUGACGGUCAGGUCGCGGCCAGGGCGAAAGCGCGCAGUGCUAUGCAUGAGGCCACACCAGAGGAGUAUCAGCUCGCAGAUUCGCUCAAGGAACUCACAAAGACUGUGGUAGAGACGAUCGAAAAUGGGCGCAGGCUCAUCGCGGACAUGCCUCAUGCGAAGAAGAAGAUCAACCCCUUAUGGGCACUGCUUUCCGAGCCGCUGUUCCAAAUCAUCGCAGCUGUCGGUCUUCUCCUCAGCGGGGUUUUGGGACUUGUUGUUAUAACGAUCUCUGUGAACCACGAUAGUUCGUUCUAUAAGCUUGCUUAUAUGAUGCCUGAGGCCCUAACUUAG
Molecule: messenger RNA, 3195 nt
Organism: Talaromyces atroroseus
Lineage: Eukaryota; Fungi; Ascomycota; Eurotiomycetes; Eurotiales; Trichocomaceae
Exons: 3
Coding region: 1-3195 (1064 amino acids)
Source: RefSeq, a predicted model, not a curated record